UUUCAGAUGUUCAGUAUUAUGUCGAAGUCACGAGGUUCGGUUGCAUUCAGGUUAAUCGCGAAUUGCAAGAAACUGCAUUCCAUUAAUUCCACAUUGCCGUGCUCUACGAAGAUCGCUCACAAGACGAAAAUCGUUCAAGAUUCAAUUGGAUUGCAUUCGCGGAUACAGCAACAGUGCACAAUGAGUGAUAUAGAUAAAACUUUGUAUACUUUGCCAAACGAUCAACCUGUUGUCGCUCUGGAAUGCGACACUGCCUUCAAAUCUUUGACACAAAAGGAAAAAUUGUAUGCUCAUUACUUGAGCCAAGCGGCAUGGAACGGAGGAUUGAUAGUACUAGUACAGACAUCGCCGGAAUCUCCACUGAUAUUUGCAUUGUUGCAAAAAAUAUUUCUCUCAGAAUCUCUCGAAGACUUAAAAAACUCUUCAGUUCGCGCUGGUGUUACUCAGGAGCAAUUUAUGGCUUUCUUAGUUUACAGUUCUGGGAUUUUUGCAAAUGCAGGCAACUAUAAGGCCAUGGGCGAUACUAAAAUUAUCCCCAAUAUUCCGAAAGGUUUAUUGGAGGCAAUAAUAAAAUCUUCAAAAGCUUACAAGACUAAUUCUAAGGAGAUGCAAGAUCUAUGGAAUAAAAUAUCAGAACCCAUGUUUUCCUUAAAGGGUAAAUUAAAAUCAUUGGGAUUGGGUGACAAAGGUAUCACAACUUAUUUCUCUGCAAACUGUACUAAAGAAGAUGCUGACAAAGUCAAUGCAUUCAUGCAACAUAAAGGAUUAGAAUCCUGUAACGCAAGAUGUUUCAAGACAGUAGUGAAAGAUCCCGCAAGUAACGAUAAUAUUAAUAUGUAUGAAAUCAAAUUAGCAUCAGUAGAGACGUCAGAUAAUCCUAAAGUAACACUGCCCGAGGAAACAUUCGAAAAUGCCAAGUUUAAAAUUACAAGAGGAGAUUACAGCAAACUCUUGGUGCCUGUUGUGGAAAACCUUCAGAAAGCUAAGGAGUACGCGUCGAACCAGACUGAAAAAAAUAUGCUGGAAAAAUACAUCGAACAUUUUAAAACAGGAUCUUUAGACGAUCAUAAGGAUGGUUCUCGUCUUUGGAUAAAGAAUAAAGGACCGUCUAUCGAAACCUAUAUCGGCUUCAUUGAGACGUAUCGAGAUCCCGCAGGUCAACGAGGAGAAUUCGAAGGCUUUGUAGCGAUGGUGAAUAGACAAAUGUCUGAGAAAUUCGCUACACUAGUCAACAGAGCCGAAGAAUUUAUCCCCAAGCUGCCUUGGAACAAGGAUUUCGAGAAGGACACAUUUUUGAGACCGGAUUUUACCUCCUUAGACGUUCUAACAUUCGCAGGUUCUAGUAUUCCGUCGGGAAUAAACAUCCCAAAUUACGAUGAAAUUAGACAAUCCGAAGGCUUUAAAAAUGUAUCGUUAGGAAAUGUUAUACCUGCUCAUUUGAAGGAUGUCCGUACGAUUCCAUUUUUAUCUGAUGCUGAUCAAGCGUUGAUGCAUAAGUAUAGGGUAGAUAGCUUUGAGGUGCAAGUUGGUCUUCACGAGCUUCUCGGUCAUGGUACCGGUAAAUUAUUUAAACAGAUGGGACCGGAUAUAUACAACUUUGAUCAUGACACUGUGAUAAAUCCUCUUACUGGUGGUAAGAUAGACAAAUUCUUUUUGAAAGGAGAGACUUACGAUUCUAAGUUCGGCUCUCUGGGAUCCACAUACGAGGAGUGCAGGGCGGAGGCAGUCGGUCUUUAUUUGAGCUUGGAGAAAGAAACGAUGAAAAUAUUCGGUCACGAGGGACAGGUAGCGGAGGAUAUAAUCUACGUGAACUGGUUAUCUCUGCUGUGGAGUGGUUUUGCAAAGGCUUUCGAGAUGUAUCAACCGUCCACGCAAACGUGGUCUCAAGCUCACUCUCAAGCGCGUUAUGUCCUGCUCAGAGUGUGCCUGGAAGCAGGUCAGGAUUUCGUCAAUGUUGUCGAAACUGAGGAAGGAACCAACCUCCGUAUAACUGUCGAUCGAAGCAAAAUCUUCACGGUCGGCAAAAAAGCCGUCGGAGAUUUUCUCCUGAAGCUGCAAGUUUAUAAGAGUAUGGGAGACUUUGAGUCAGCUAAGAAAAUGUACGACAGAUACAGCGAGGUACCUGAAAACGGACCAUAUCCAUGGGGUAGCUGGAGGGACUUAAUCCUGUCUCGCAAAGAACCAAGGAAGAUCUUCGUUCAAUCAAAUACAUUUAUUGACGACCUUGAUUCUAAUAAUGUGAUACUGAAAAAUUAUGAGCCGUCGUUCGCGGGGCUUAUUCAAUCAUGGAUAGAAAGAUUCCCAAGUUUAGACGUAUCUGAAACGUUGAUAGAACUCUGGGAAAAAGACAAACAACAUUUUGAGUCGGAAUAUUAAAAUAUUUGUCCAAACUAAAUCGUUAAAAAUUUCAUAUAACUCUGUAUGCUCUUUCGUGUCUGGCUAUUUACCAGAACAGCAGAUGUUACAUGUUCAGAAAUAUUACUUUUUUACGCUUUAUUUUUUACUAAAGUAUCAAUGGUCGCGUUUUCAUU
Molecule: messenger RNA, 2531 nt
Organism: Trachymyrmex septentrionalis
Lineage: Eukaryota; Metazoa; Arthropoda; Insecta; Hymenoptera; Formicidae
Gene: DppIII
Product: dipeptidyl peptidase 3
Exons: 4
Coding region: 7-2376 (789 amino acids)
Biological process (GO): proteolysis
Cellular component (GO): cytoplasm
Molecular function (GO): dipeptidyl-peptidase activity; metalloexopeptidase activity
Source: RefSeq, a predicted model, not a curated record